This is a messenger RNA of Colletotrichum phormii, 3261 nucleotides long. RefSeq lists its product as uncharacterized. The record is from RefSeq and is a predicted model, not a curated record. The coding region runs from base 1 to 3261 and encodes 1086 amino acids. Gene Ontology annotation, molecular function: protein binding; catalytic activity. The transcript is spliced from 9 exons. Gene Ontology annotation, biological process: nucleoside metabolic process. NCBI's taxonomy places the organism in Eukaryota, Fungi, Ascomycota, Sordariomycetes, Glomerellales, Glomerellaceae.
AUGGCCGCUUCUCCGCCACGCCGUCGUGAAGACUUCACUGUAGCAGUGAUAUGCGCCCUUCCCCUCGAGUUCGACGCUGUGGAGUUGGCCUUCGAUGAGCUAUGGGAGGAAUCCGACCUUGGUCUCGGCAAGGCUGCUGAUGACGAAAAUAACUACAUGCUGGGUCGAAUCGGCAAGCAUAACGCUGUUCUUGUCGUUUGUGGUAUGGGAAAAGUGAACGCAGCGAACGCGACUGCGCGCCUUCGGUCCAGUUUCGGGCAUCUCAAGUUAGCCCUCUUAUGUGGCAUAUGCGGUGGGGUGCCCAGUGCAAACGGCGAUGGGAAUAAGCAGCUGGGAGACGUCGUCAUCAGCAAGAGUUUAUUCCAGUACGAUCUGGGACGACUCUUCCCAGGCCGGCCACCCAGAGAGAUUCGGUCCCUGCUUACUGUAUUCGAAACUCAUAGGCAAAAACAUCGCCUACGACAAGAAAUAUUUAAAGGUCUGACAGAAAUCCAAAACAAAGCAGUCAAGGAGAAUUACGAUGUCGACUACCAUCGACCAACAUACGGAGACGUGCUCUUCCAACCCGACUACAUGCACAGGCAUCGGAAACACACACAGUGCUGCUGCAACGAGACCCUGGCCUGUGAGCAGGCAACGAUAGCUACCUGUGAUGACCUCGGCUGUGACACCGAAUGCCGAGUGCCUCGAAGACAUCUUGAGAGUCAGUCUGGAAUUCAAACUGGGCAAGAGAAAGCUCCUGUUGAGCAUCAACAGCCUCUUACAUUUAUUGGUUCGGUUGGAACAGGGGACACCGUCGUGAAGUCUGGCAAGGACCGAGACCGGAUUGCGAGAGAACACAGCCUCGUCGCCUUUGAAAUGAAAGGGGCUGGAGUUUGGGAUCAAUUGCCCUGCAUCAUCGUCAAGGGGGUAUGUGACUAUGCCGACAGUCACAAGAACAAGACUUGGCAACACUAUGCCGCGGCAACAGCUGCUGCGGCGGCGAAGGCCCUGCUCCAUCGCUAUGCUCCAACAGUGGCACCGGUUGAGCAGGCUACACGAAUUGAGACGCCUGGCUUCUCACCAAAGUUUGAAAUGACACGUGUCAAAAAUCCCGGAUUUGUUGGCCGAGAAGAGAUACUCAACCGUAUCAAACAGCUAGUGGCACUCAAUGGGCUUGGUGGUGUAGGCAAGACGCAAAUUGCAUUGGCGUAUGCCUACUGGGUACAUGAGACUUUCCCUGAAGCUUCCGUCUUUUGGGUUCACGCUAGCAACCAUCAACGAUUUCGCCAGGCUUUCACAUCGAUCGCUCAAGUAUGCGGCAUCACGGGCUACGACGAAAAUAAGGCCGAUACCCUUCUUCUGGUGAAGCAGUGGCUUGAGAGUAAAAAAAGCGGUCGCUGGCUACUAAUCAUCGACAAUGCCGACGACAAGGAGACUUUCUUCACGGACUCUGGGCAAGACGGCAUUAGCACAGAUGUGUCAGCACUUACAUCGGAAGGGGGACUAGGUCGCUUCAUCCCUGAGUGUCUCCACGGAUCCGUCCUCAUAACGACAAGGGACAUGCAGACAGGCCUAAGGAUGGCCGCGGGAGUUCCUCCAAUCAAAGUCAAUGAGAUGAUCGGUGCUGAGGCUGUUGAGCAGCUGCGGUCCUUGCUCCCGAACCAAAACAUCUUUUCAUCGGAAGCAAUCGCGUUGGCAUCUCGACUUGAGUACUUGCCAUUAGUACUAGCGCAGGCAGCCUGCUUCAUCUUCAAAAACUCCAUGUCCAUCAACGACUAUGUUCAACUACUGGACAAGAGCGACUCUAGAUUGGUACGUCAGCUGAGCGAGCCUUUCGCGUCAGUAGGGCGAGACUCGGAGACUCCCCAUGCGCUGACGGCCACCUGGUUGAUUUCCUUCCGUCAAGUCGAAGAACGGUAUCCUUUGGCGGGCAACUUGCUUUCUUUCAUGAGCAUGUUUGAUCGCCAGGCUAUUCCCAAAGCCUUCGACGACUCCGAGACGACUUUGGAAGUCGCAAACGCUUUGGGGAUUCUCCAAGCGUUUUCCUUCAUUUCUCAAGCGAGUAAUGGAACUUACGACAUGCAUCGACUCGUGCAUUUAGUCACGCGCAAACGUCUUUUGAAGGAGAAGAAGAUGCCGCAACUUUCAAGCGAGGCUCUUGGAAUGAUGGCUCGUGCUUUUCCCUAUGGAUGCUUUGAGAAUCGAGUAACAUGUCUUGCAUAUCUACCCCAUGCCCUCGCCCUUCUGAUCCAAACCGGAGAGCUACUGUACAAUGUGGCCGGUUACUUUGACUACCUAGGGCAAGAUUCGGAGGCAGACACGUAUUUGACACGAGCAUUGGAACUACGGAGACAAGCACUUGGGCAGGAGCAUCCUAAGACUCUUAAGACGAUGGGCAACUUGGCAUUGUCUCACAUAAAUCAAGACCAUCUAGAGGUGGCUGUUGAGUUGCUUCUGUCUACACUGGAAGCCCAGAAGAGGCUGCUGGCAGAGAGCGAUAAAGACGUACUAUACACGCGCCCCGAGCUUUCGACUUUGUACUUUAAGCAGGGGCAGUAUGAGGAGGCAGAGAAGCUGCAACUGCAGGUACUAGAGAGAGAUAGAGAGAUGGAGCUAGGGAGGACGUAUACAGAGCAAGGCCGUCUAACAGAGGCAGAGCAAAUGUUCUCUCAGGCGCUCGCUCGAAGCAGGGCAUUGGUGGGCGAGGAGCACGAUGAAACGGUACGGACCACGUUAGAUCUAGGAAGACUCUAUAGAAGUCAAGGUCGUCUAGUAGAGGCAGAGGAGCUUUUCCUGAAGAUGCUAGAACUACGGAGAAUUACGUUAGGCGAGGAGCAUAAGAACACAGCAUGGAUCAUGGGAGAAUUGGGAUUCUUAUAUUCUCACCAACUCCGGCUGGCAGAAGCGGAGAAGUUACAACUACGAACGUUGGAAGUAGACAGAAAGGUUUUACGGGAAGGACAUGUUGAAACUUUAAUACAAGAGAACAACCUCGCCUGGACAUGGUGGGAUCAAGGUCGGAAAGAGGAAGCGAUUCAGCUGAUGCGUAAGUGCGCCAAGGCUCGAGAACGCGUUCUUGGUCGACAUCACGAACACACAAAAGGCUCCCUCGAAUCAUUGUCACACUGGGAGAAAGAGAUGGACACGGAGCACAGCAGCGACAAUGAGUCGGGGCACGGAAGCGAAGACUCUAGCGAGGACGAGGAGGAAGACACGUAUGCACGUUCAUACGUAGGCUCCGAUGACGACUCGGAUGAUGGCGAAGGAGCACGCCUAUAG